CUUAGGUUAGGUCCCUUUCUUCUCGCAGCUCUGGUACAUUACAUACAAGCUAGUCCCAGAUAUAUUUAGGAGCAGGUAUGAACCAGUUGGAUCGACAUCUGCAUCAAUAUAAUUCAUCUCAUUGUUCAUCGACAUUCAUCAACCGGCUGGCGGUGGCCACACACUGAUCACAUACGUGAUCGCCCAGUUAACUUGCAGCUGUUUAAUUUCUUGCUUGGUCUUUUGCAAGCAGAGGCAGACGACACCACUGCUCAUCUACAUCCCCAAGCCAUCACAUCGAGCGGAUUAAUAAGCAAGCAGAGGUGGCAGAGAAGUAAAGCGAUGGGAGUAGCAGGCGUGGUGGCCCAUGCCUGGAAUGAAUGGGGCAUCCGGUCGCUGGUGCUGCUGAGCUUCGCUCUCCAGGUCUCGCUCCUGAUCUUGGCGGAGUUCCGGCGGCGCAUCAACUCCAGCGUGGUGAGGCUGUCUGUUUGGUCGGCGUACAUGCUUGCCGACGCGACGGCCAUAUAUGCCCUGGGCCACAUGUCAAUCACCAGCAGGUCUGCUGAGCAUCAGCUGAUGGCGUUGUGGGCACCGCUCCUGCUGCUCCACCUUGGCGGGCAGGACAACAUCACGGCCUACGCCAUCGAGGACAACCGGCUGUGGCUGCGCCAUCUGCAGACGCUCGCUGUGCAGGUGGCCGCAGCCGGCUACGUGCUCUACGAGUCCUCCAUCAUCAGCCAUGUUUCCUUGCUGCUCAGCUGCGCCACCAUCCUCGUGUCCCUGGUUGGUAUUGCCAAGUAUGGGGAGAGAGUGUGGUCGCUCUUGCGCGCCGGCAGCAACCCCAUAACGGGAAAGAACUACCGGAAUUUGCAGCCAUCCACCUCUGCAAUUGAAACCGGGCAUUAUCUCGACGCCCUAAUCUCAGUGGGUCCAUCGUGGGAUGCAGAAGCCUACCUAUUGAUGGCUCAUCGGAUGCUGGAUGUGCCCAUGGAUCUGAUGAGGGGGCCCCUAGGGCAGGAUUAUACUGUAUACCCUUUUGCUUCCAACUUGCGCGGGGAGGAUCUGUACCAGGUGGUGGAGAUGCAGCUCUCCCUGAUGCAUGACGUCUUCUACACCAAGACGGUGGUGAUACACAGCAACAUGUAUGGCCUCUGCGUGCAUGCACUCACGGCGGCGGCCACCGCCUCCGCGUUCUUGCUGUUCCAUUUCCAUCUCAGACCCCCCGGCCACCGCACACAGCAGGGUCCUUACAGCAGGGUAGAUGUGGCGAUCACCUAUGUCCUUCUGGCUGGGGCCCUCGCCCUGGAGGCGGUGUCGCUGCUGAGAGCUCUGCUCUCCAGCUGGACAUGUCCUCUCCUGGUGAGGCGGAGCCGUGAUAAGUAUUGGAUGGAGGAGCACACCCUGCUGAACCGCAUCGCCCGUGCACUCACGAGCCUCCGUCGGCUCGUCCAUGCAGCGGACUGUAGGAGGAGGUACUGGUCAGGCUCCAUGGGGCAGCACAACUUGCUCCAGCUGGGCGCUCGCAGCAGGGCCAGCUCAAUCAGCAAAAUAGCAAGGUGGAUGGGGUUGGAGGACCGGUGGAACAUAAUGGCCUACUCGUCGUGCCUCCCUGCGCCGGCACUCGUCAAGGACCUGCUGGUGAAGCAAGUGUUGAGGGGAGAGGGCGUCUCCCGCGACGGCGUCAGCGCUGAGGAAGCUGCAGGCCGCUCCCACAACAACAGUCAACUACCAGAAGAUGCACGGUACGCCCAGCUUUUUGAUUGUAGGGGUCGAGCAGAGCUGAAGCGUUGGGGGUUGUACGACGGUGACAUCGUGUAUAGCCUGACCUGGAGCCUGGACGAGCGCAUCCUUGUCUGGCACAUCGCCACUAACAUCUUCUUGAGUUGGUGGCGGUCAGAGAAGAAGCAGCAUACCACCAACAACGACGACGACAAGAAAGCCGAGGUGGUCGAGGCGCUCUCCAACUACAUGGUGUUCCUCCUCGCUGCAGACCCAUACAUGCUGUCACCCGCCGCCAGCCGUAGCUCAUACAUCGAGGUGUGCUAUGGCCUCACCACUAGGGGCCCGCGGUACGGCUCGGCUGAGGAACUGGCCAGUGUGCUACGAAUCUACGGGGAUGGAUUGUUGGAGGCAGUGGAGACGGGAUCGACUGACAACCUACACAUCAAGUACGGUUUCCGUCUUGAUUUUUCGACGCAGCAGCAUCUCAGAUUGACGCUGCAGACUGGAUGCAAGCUUGGUGCGAAGCUCAUCAGCUCGGAGGUGGAGUUACCGGACACGACAACAGGCACGCUGGAGGUGGUCGCUCAAGUAUGGGUGGAGACGCUGUGCUACGCAGCCGAGCAAUGCAGCGCGGAUUCUCACGCCAAGCAGCUAAGCAACGGCGGCGAGCUCAUCACCGUCGCUGCGCUUCUUCUGAAAUACCUCAAAAAAAGGCAUUUCCCCACGGCGGGCACCCGGUUCAAUCCCCAGCGCUGGCACCGGGGAGGCCCCUUUGGCAGCCCCCCACCAGAUGAAAAUAAGAACCCCUUUAGCAGGGCUUUUCCAUGAGCCUCUCUCCAUCGGCUUUGGCCAAGUCCUAUCAAACAUGUCACACCAACAGAGCCUCUUGGAAAUAGAAGAACAAUUUACGCUAAAGAUGAAAAGAAAAAAAAAUUGCUUCACCUAGCUUCUCUCUCUAUAUUUAGUCAUCACCUCAACUUCGUGACGGAAAUUCUUGUAUCGUUACAUGAUGGCAACUAUUAUAUUUUCGUAAUAAAUACUCGAUUUUCUUGCA
This is a messenger RNA of Panicum virgatum (switchgrass), 2755 nucleotides long. RefSeq lists its product as uncharacterized. The transcript is spliced from 3 exons. The coding region runs from base 322 to 2529 and encodes 735 amino acids. The record is from RefSeq and is a predicted model, not a curated record. NCBI's taxonomy places the organism in Eukaryota, Viridiplantae, Streptophyta, Magnoliopsida, Poales, Poaceae.